Molecule: messenger RNA, 210 nt
Organism: Desarmillaria tabescens
Lineage: Eukaryota; Fungi; Basidiomycota; Agaricomycetes; Agaricales; Physalacriaceae
Exons: 2
Coding region: 1-210 (69 amino acids)
Source: RefSeq, a predicted model, not a curated record
AUGUCUGCCCCAGAAACUACUACCUCCGUCGCUACCCGCUCUAACCAGGGCACCGUCGCUCCCAAGGAAGCUUUGAAGCUCCGUCUUGACCUCAACCUCGAGGUGGAGAUCGCCAUCCAGGCCAAGGUCAACGGCGACAUCACCCUCUCCCUCCUAUGUCCUGCGUUGAUCUGGAGAGAUGAUAGCGAAAUGUACAUUGGAUUCGGGUGA